AUGUGGUUAUUAGAUCGUUCCGAAGGUGAAGCACCAUAUCCAGUGCCAUAUAAUAAAUUGAAAUUAAUUAUGUCUAAUAUGGAACCAAUUCGAAGUUCAACAACGAGAAGAAAUAAUUCUUUAACUCAAACAUUUAGUUUAUCUAAAAGUACUUCAAAUUCUUCAAAUACUUCUUCAUCCGAUAAUACUAAACAAUUAAAACAGGAUGAAAUUAGUCCAGGACAAUUACCAAAUGUAUUAACUACUAAACAACACUAUUCAAAUGAUAAACAAAUGAAUCCACUUAACAAUCCAUUACUUCAUUUAUUAGCAUUAAAAAAUUCGAAUCAAAUUAAAAGAAAUCAACUGUCACAUUAUGAACAUGAUGAAAUGAAUAAACUAUUAAAUCAAUUAAAACAAAUUCGUCAAUAUUCUAAUAAUAAUAAUAAUAAUAAUAAUAAUAAUAAUAAUAAUAAUAAUAAUAAUAAUAAUAUUCAUUCACCUAGUCUUGAAUGGUUAGCCAAUCUUUCUGGUAGUCCAUUACCACAAUCGAAUUUAAAUCAAUUAAAAAAUGUUAAACAUUGUAAAUCUAAUAUGAAUUUUGUAAAUUCACCUAUUAAUAAAUUGAAAAUUGAAUCAUCUACAUCAAUAGAUGAUAAAUUAAGACAAUCAAUAAAACAAGAUCAUUCAAAUAAAUCAAAUCAUUCUACACAUGAAAAUGAUAGUUCGAAAAUUUCGAUGUUACGUCAAGUGGAACUUGUUCACUCAGAUGACAGUGAAGCGACAACAAUUGAUGAUGAGACUUAUGAAGAUGAUUUUACUGGUGAACAAACUAAUUAAAAUAAGUAUUUAAGGGUGAAUACUUUUCAAUAAAAUGAUCAAGUUUGGUUGAGUGUUUCCAUGUAUGAUAAUAUGAUUUUGAUGAAUAUCAUGAUGAUAUGUUUAUUACAAAAGAUGUUUUCUUUUGAAGAUUUCUGUGAUUUCACGUACAAAAAAUCAUAAAAUUAAUUAUAAUUUAUAUAUUUCUGUUAUGUUUUAUUUUCAUUUCGUUCCAG
Messenger RNA from Schistosoma mattheei, 1034 nucleotides. The record is from the annotation of a GenBank genome assembly. Lineage: Eukaryota; Metazoa; Platyhelminthes; Trematoda; Strigeidida; Schistosomatidae.